Molecule: messenger RNA, 1815 nt
Organism: Ctenopharyngodon idella (grass carp)
Lineage: Eukaryota; Metazoa; Chordata; Actinopteri; Cypriniformes; Xenocyprididae
Gene: c1qtnf2
Product: C1q and TNF related 2
Exons: 3
Coding region: 304-1188 (294 amino acids)
Molecular function (GO): protein binding
Source: RefSeq, a predicted model, not a curated record
GUAUAAGAGUGAUAGGUUUUCAAAUGAAUCUCCACCCACAGUUUGUUGAAUUACAUCAUUGAUGAACUAUCUGGCAGAGCACGUCUGUGCUAAAACUGGGUGGAUGCUUACAAAGUUGUGUGGAGGACAUGUAAGAUACAAUCGUUUCACAAGCCUUGUAUACUCUAUUUUUGAUUUUGCCAAAAGGGCAGCGGGACCUUUUCUUUGCAUUGCAACGCAAAUCUCAUUCCUCUGGAAAUCCAUGGAAAUUCCCCAGAACACAAAUCUGGCCCCAUCUGCUCUGUUUGCAGGCACAGCUGCAUCAUGCAUCAGUUACUACUGGCUGUUUGCCUGCUGUCUCUGUUCUCUGUGCUGACUGUAGACUCAUCCAAGAAAGGACGCAACUUCACUAUCCAUUCAUCUCAGCUUAGUUGCAGUUUGCCAGGGCCUCAGGGUCCUCCAGGGAGUCCAGGUACAGCAGGUCCCAGCGGUAGAGUAGGCAAGAUGGGGAUGCCAGGCGUUGAUGGCCAGGAUGGCAAGGACGGUGACAGGGGAGAGAAGGGAGAGAAAGGUGGACAGGGUCGUCCUGGGAACCCUGGAAAACAUGGACCUCAAGGACGCCCAGGACUUGUUGGGAAGGCAGGGCCAAGGGGCCUAAAAGGGGUACGUGGGGCACCUGGUGUAUCUGGAGUCGCUGGGAUCAAAGGAGAGGUGGGAGAUAUGGGGGAAACUGGUGCCCUCGGGGGCUGUGACUGUGGAACAGAGGCACGAUCUGCUUUCUCAGUAGCGGUAACCAAGAGCUAUCCCAAGGAACGCACGCCCAUUCGCUUUAACCGGAUAUUAAUGAACGAGGGUGGCCAUUACAAUGUCACCAGUGGCAAGUUUAACUGUGCGAUUCCUGGUGUGUAUUACUUCACAUAUGACAUCACUUUGGCUAACAAACACCUGGCAAUUGGGCUUGUUCACAAUGGCCAGUACAAGAUCAGAACAUUUGAUGCUAACACAGGAAACUACGACGUGGCCUCAGGAUCAACAAUACUCAGACUGCAAAAAGGAGAUCAGGUCUGGCUUCAGAUCUUCUAUUCAGAACAAAAUGGGCUGUUUUUUGAUCCAUUCUGGACUGACAGUCUUUUCACAGGAUUUCUCAUUUUUGCUGAUCAGGUGGCUGCAAAUGAGGCGAACAUAACGACCAAUUCUGGAUCAUCCUGAUUUAAAAAUCUAUUUGUCUCAUAUACAUUUUAUAAAAUAGCCCCCGAUAAUCCAGUGUUUACAGAUCCACCACAUCAGUAUUAGAGCAAAAUGAGGGACAAAGACUAAUUAAUGAUUAAGUAUUAACAAACAUGAGUUGUCAAGACCUAAAUCUAUUCCUUUGUAUUAUGGAAAGCUAUUUUCUUACUGCAAGUAUUUUGCAACCUUGACCCUAAUCUUAGGCCCCUAAAAAUCAAAGCAACCUUUUGCCUCAGGGGACUUUUAGCCACGUUGUACACUAUGAUGUUAGACACACAUGACCUUUGAUCUUCUAAAAGCUGGCCUAUUAAUGAUUGUAUUUUACUUUCUAUUGUUUAUUUACUAUUCACAUCUAAUCAUGUAUUCCACUAUGGUUCAAAGGUUUAGUAUGACCUUGUCUCAUUGGAACACGCUAUCACUGUUGAUUUGUGAAACCCUCCUUUUGAAGUGUAAUUUUGUCUGAAAAUAGCAGUCAACCAUGCUGGUGUCAUUAUCUAAUCAAUAGGCUACUAGGUUCAUGAACAAAACCACUGUUGACAUAAACAGUAGCAUGAUGCAGUAAUUGAGCCUAUGGUCACUCGAGUGAUCAUUAAAGGAUGAGUAAAGACA